Molecule: messenger RNA, 2268 nt
Organism: Fraxinus pennsylvanica
Lineage: Eukaryota; Viridiplantae; Streptophyta; Magnoliopsida; Lamiales; Oleaceae
Source: the annotation of a GenBank genome assembly
AUGUCAACUUCUGAUGGUAAUUCAUCCAUCAGAAGCCUUAGUGAGAUAUCAGAACAGGAAACUGUGCGCUUCAGUGUCGAUCUUGUGGCUGCUGCUAAAAGAAAUCUCGGAUUUUUAAAACUUGUUAAUGAUUCCCAUUGGCUGCACCAAAAACCCACCAUUCUUGAAGCCAUUAGAAGGUAUUAUCAGCUAUGGAUGCCAUUAUUUGCUGACCUUAUUUCGGGGUCAAAGCCUCCAUUGAUUCUUCCCCCUCUUGAUAUUGAAUGGGUUUGGUAUUGUCAUACUUUAAAUCCGACCAGUUAUAGACAUUACUGCGAGUCGAGAUUCUCGAAACUGAUAGGAAAACCGACCAUAUUUGAUGAAGAAAAUGAAGAGUAUGCAUUGAACAGGUGCAGAGAAAUCUGGGAACAUAGAUAUCCAUCUGAACCUUUCGAAAAUGAAGCUGAUACGAACUCGGAUGAUCAGCCAAUUUUUCCACUAGAUCUAUUGGAGGAAGUAUCAAAGCACAGAUAUUUGUACAAUAAUUUUUCUGAACCAUACAGUUCAGAUAUGGCGUAUUUAAUUGCAUCAAAACAGAGGUAUAAAGGAUUUAUUUACAUGAUGCUAAGAUUUGCAAAUGAAUGCUCCCGUCUGGUGCCCACUUCAGAUGUUCUAUUAAUGUGGCUGACUCAUCAGAGCUAUCCAACAAUAUAUGCAAUGGACAUUAAAGAGUUGGAGGGGGAUAUAAAGAAGAUAGUUGGGCCAUGGGAAGCUGUGGAGGAGGAAAACAUUGAAGAAACCAAAAUGCUUUGGGAGAGAACUUUUGAUCAACCAUAUGAGAAAGCUGGUGGUGCAGCCGUUGGAAGUACUAUCAAUAUCGAAAUGCCUUUUUACUGGGAUGUAUCAGAUAUUGAUGUUAACACAAGAUAUAAGUCCAUGGCGCCCCGAUUCUUGUUUGAGCUCUGCGUAUCUGUGAAAUUGAACACGAAAAUGAAACAAAUGGAAGGGAAUUUUUCCCGUGACUUUCUCCGUCUCCGUAUGGUGAAGUGUCACAAGGAGCUCAAACUAGAUAAAUCAGUAUCUAAAUUCACCUCAGAAUCGUGGAAAAAAGCUUGGCAUCUUUACUGUGAAUUUGGGACAAAAGGAACAAUACUCGAGCUCCGUCAGCAAGGAGGCCAGUGCUUUAAAAGUAGUACCCUGCAACAAAGCGUACAAUAUACUUGGAAUGACUUGUUACGUGCACCGUCUCUCACUUCAGAUAAAGAGGUCAAUCAAAGAUUGAGGGCUGUUGCUUCGAUCACUCCACCUGUGCAAGCAUCUUACUUGCUGAAAUGCGUUCCGGACCGAGUAACGGAUGAUUCAGGUGCAAUGGUAUCAGAUGUAAUUCUGAAAAUGAACCAGUACAGGCCUCAAAAAGGUCGAUGGUUAUCUCGAACUGUUCUGGAUCAUGCUGGAAGAGAGUGUUUUGUUAUUCGAAUGAGAGUGGGAGGCGGGGUUUGGAGGAGAGGGGGUGAAGCUCCUUCAACCGUAAAAUGGGAGGAAAGGAUUAUAGAAAUACGCGAGGGUUCUUGGUCUUAUGUUAGCAAUUCCAGUUCCAUUGGUCGUGCUCCUGAGAAAGUGGUAGGAACUGCAACACCAAAAGAACCGCCCGAAGGGUGCCAAGCUUAUUGGAGUUUGUCUACAGGCAAUGAACUGUUAAUACAGUGGGACCCAUCAACAUCUACCUCAGGCCCAACUUUUAAUCUUCAAAAUAAACAAUCUACUGAAUCAGUGGUAAAGCUGUUGAAAGGGCGACAACUGCAAUAUCGGGUAAAAAAGUCUGGCUUAAAGGCUGAAGAAGGAAAAGAAGACAGUUAUGUUGAAGAAGAUGAAUUUUUGACUAUAGUUAGGUUCUCGGAGGAAAACCCAACAGGGAAAGCCACUGCUCUUUUGAACUGGAAGCUACUCGUCGUUGAAGUAUUGCCGGAAGAAGAUGCAGUUUUCGUACUUCUUCUCUGCCUAUCAAUACUCCGAAGCAUAUCAGAAAUGAAGAAAGAAGACGUCGGAAGCUUACUAUUAAGGAGGAGGAUACGAGAAGCAAAGGUUGGAGAUAGAGAUUGGGGGUCGGUUAUACUUCAUCCCUCCUCGUAUUCUCCAUCCAUUUCUUCAACUUAUCUCCUCCCUUGGUACUGGAACGCAGAGUUGUUUAUGGUAUCACAAGUACAAGAUCAAAUCGUGAAUUCACCAGCUUCAAAUUAUUCACUAGCAGAAGGCGGAGAUAAGCUGUAUAAACAAGGGAUAAUUUCUUAA